AUGGAGAAUGUUCGAGCAUAUGGUGCUGGCCUAGCUGGAGGACAAUUUCAACUGAGCGUUUUCUUGAGAAAACCGGCUGUUAUCUUGCGAAUUUUUGCUUUGGUUGUUGGUCUUGCACAGUGGAUCGCCGUUUCACGUGGUGGUUGGUAUACAUCAGAAAAUGGUGACAAACAAAUUUGCCUUUAUGCCAAUAGUUCAUCGACCUGUUCUUUCGGUUCAGCGAUGGGUUUUUUUGCUGUUCUGAGUUCACUGGGUUUAUUGUUUCUAGAUGCUAAAUUCGAGAAAAUUAGUUCCAUUCCAACUAGAAAACGUGCUGUAACCACCGAUAUGAUCCUUUCUGCACUGCUGGCAUUCUUAUUUCUGAUAACUUUUUUUUCGUUAUGGUCAAAGUAUGGUGAGGUGGAUAUAAGCAAACCGUAUGAUGGCGGUAUGGCCAAAAGCGCCAUUUUAUUCGCGUUUCUAUCAUUCGUUACUUGGGGGGCGGUUACGUUUUUGGCAUGGAGACGAUACGAAGAAGGUGCAAUAACAAAUUUCGUACCAUCAUAUGAACAAGAUUUCACAACUGGGAUACAUGCUGGACCAGAUUACAGCUAUGGUGGAGAAAGCGAUAUCGGCGUUGCUGGACAAAGUGAGAGAGGUGCAUAUCAGAAUGCUCCAUUUACAGCAAUCAAUACAGCAGAAUCUCCAGUGGAUAUUACAAAAAGUUAUCAGGGAUAUUAG
Molecule: messenger RNA, 720 nt
Organism: Brugia pahangi
Lineage: Eukaryota; Metazoa; Nematoda; Chromadorea; Rhabditida; Onchocercidae
Source: the annotation of a GenBank genome assembly